Molecule: messenger RNA, 1593 nt
Organism: Etheostoma cragini (Arkansas darter)
Lineage: Eukaryota; Metazoa; Chordata; Actinopteri; Perciformes; Percidae
Gene: atraid
Product: all-trans retinoic acid-induced differentiation factor
Exons: 7
Coding region: 73-774 (233 amino acids)
Biological process (GO): positive regulation of osteoblast differentiation
Cellular component (GO): intracellular membrane-bounded organelle
Source: RefSeq, a predicted model, not a curated record
GACUUGUGGAUAACGUGUUGGACCACCUUCCUGUCACAUGUCCGCUACAGUAGGAUCAUAUGACUUCAGUCGAUGAAAAUGAAAGCUGGGUGCAGCCAGCUGAAAUCUGUAGUGCUUAUAUUGGUCUUUAAUUUACGUUUUUGCGUAAGUUAUCAACUGACUGAGCUGCAGGUAUGUGAGCUGUGCAACGGUCCAGUCCUAAAUGGCUCCGUAGUGGGGCAGUUUUGCGCCACGUCCGCUGGUCGGAUAGACGGGCGCUGCUGCUUGAAAAAUGACAACACAAGCAACUCUGAACACAUCAUCGGGUUGGAUCUGUCCAAUUGUUCACUAAGUCAUGUGGAAGAUCUUCAGGGAGCAUCAUCAGCUUUAAUGAUAGACCUCUCGCUAAAUCCUAUUGUCAACAUCAGCGCCACAGCAUUUCAAGGAUUUAUUGAGUUAAAUUACAUCAUUUUGCCACAAGACAUAGCUUGUCCUGGCGGCAACGCUUCUUGGGGAAAGGUGGAGGUCAAAGAGGGAAAUCGUCUUUGUGAAGGCCAGAAAGACAUGUGCAACCAAACGGGACAGCUGUCCGUUAACUGCCCGGAGAACUCCCUCUGCGCCCCCUAUGGCCCCGGCUUCUCCGAGUGCAGCUGUACUGACAACUUCUAUGGAUACAAGUGUCUUCGAGAGGGGGAGUUCCCGGCUCUGCAAGUGUUUGGCCCUCUUGGAGCAUCUACAGUGGUGAUCUCUUUCCUGCUGUGGGUCACCCAGAGACGUAAAGCCAAAUCAUUGUAAGCUGGGCUGCAGUCGACUUCUUCGUCUGCGAUGAUCCACUGAGCUGAAACUGAAAGGGAAAAUGCUGACACAAAGCCCGAGGUUAUCCCCAGGCUUCUUUUAAACAUUGUUUUAUUCUUCUUUUACGUGACAGAUAUAUUUUAUCAAGGUAAAAACUGACAUUGACUUUUUUUUUUUUUAUACUGCAUCAUGAGUGCAAUUUUAGAGAGAAAAUCAUUUUAACAAGUUUUACGUUUUUGGCAAUAAUACCAGUUUAAUUAUUUUUGACAGUAGUGGUCCGGUCCCGUGUAGUUGACCGACACAAGAUACUAAUGAAGAGGUUGUGUUGAGGAAAGUUCUGAGGGCUUGCUUGCUGUUAACUGUGCCAAACAUGCACUAAAUGUGUAAGGGUUUACACAAUGGAACUACUGUAUAUGUCCUGAAGCACAUUUGAAAAAAACAAUUGUGGAAUUUGACAAAUUGUUUACUGCAUGUUGAACAUGUACUCCACUCAGAGCAAAAACCAAGUCAGGUUCACUCUAUAAGUCAUGACGUGAACCAUGUCUGUAUUAAGUUAGAUUAAAAAAGUGGAACAUUGAGUCUGACUACUACAGUAUAUUUAGUGGUCACCUGCUUUUAUGCUGUUAACACUUUUUGGAUGUUUCAACUCUAAGAAGAAACUAGGCUCAAAAUGUUGUGUCCACUGUUGAGUUACACUGAACUCAUCAGCUAAAAUGUGUUCUUCAGUCACGUGGUCACAUCAUGUGGAAAAUGUCUCGAUGUUGAUGGGUGAGUAGUUUUCAUGCUUAUCAAUGAUAUUCAGGGUUCUAAUAAAAUGUU